AUGGAAGGAGUUAAAGCUGAACUUGUACCGCCGUCGAAUAAUGAUUUGGAAAAAAUUCAAAUUAAUUUAGAGGAAAAUAUUUUUGAAUUAAUUGAUUUAUGUUUAUACGAAGAUUCUAAUAAAAAUAUUGAUGAAAAUUUAAAUUUAUUUAAUCCAAAAAUGAAGCUUGCUAAUGAUUUGGGUAAUUAUGGAGGAUUAAUUGCAGCAAAAAUUUGGACAAAUGACGAAUUAACAGAACAUAUAAUUAUUGAUAUUUUGCCUAAAGUUGAAAGAAUUAAAACAAUAAUUGAAAGAGAAGUAGGAAAUGAUUUGAAAGAAAAUUAUUUUUUUGGAAAGAAAAUUGUAAUUGGAAUUGAAAAUAUUUUAAAUAAAUUUUUAAUUAAAAAAAGAGAAGAAAUAAAUAAAAUUAAAAAAUCAAAACAAUUCUCAAAAUAUUUAAAAAUUUUCUCUUGUGGUAUUGUUAGAAAAGAUUGUUUAGAGAAGGAAAGAAUUAAAGAAAAAAUGUUAAAAUUGGAAAAUGAAGAAAAAUUUUUAAAAACUUUAAUUGAAAAAUAUUCGAAGAUUUUAAAGUUAGCCAAAGAAUUAAUAGAAAAUUUUAAAGAAGUAAUAAGUGAAAUUAAUGUAUGUAUUAUUUUAAUAUAUUAA
Molecule: messenger RNA, 645 nt
Organism: Meloidogyne enterolobii
Lineage: Eukaryota; Metazoa; Nematoda; Chromadorea; Rhabditida; Meloidogynidae
Source: the annotation of a GenBank genome assembly